AUGUCCUUCGUUGACUUUGUAUUGGGUGCUUCGCGAGCCUACCCAAUGCUCACAAUCCUCCUUACUCCCUUAGCUCUGUUACUCGUCCGAUCCUUAUAUCGCAUCUUUGCCCAUCCCUUGUCGCAUAUCCAAGGUCCCCUUCUACCAAAGAUAACCUCUUUAUGGCUUCAUUAUCAUGCCUACAUCGGAGAUGAAGCGAGCGUCAUUCACGAGCUGCACGCCUAUUACGGACCUCUUGUCCGGGUCUCGCCAAACGAGGUAGACAUUAGUGAUGCCGAUGCCAUACAGCCCAUCUAUGUCAGCAAAGGAGGAUUUCCCAAGGCAGAUUGCUACGCAAACUUCGACAUUGACGGACACAAGACCAUAUUUUCCACCACAGAUCAUGACCAUCGCGCUGCGCGGGCAAAGGCUGUUAUGCCGCUUUUCUCAACCAAGGCGUUGAGGGAAAAUGAGAGUGCAAUUUGGGCAUGCGUCGACCGGAUGAUCGAGAGAUUGAAGUCUGAAAGCAAAAGCAAGAGACCGGUCAAUGUGCUGAACUUGACGCGGAGCUUGGCUGUCGAUGCUGUUUCGACUCAUCUGUUCCGCGAGAACUACGAUGGCGUUAGCGAACAAGGUCCCACUCUCUCUGUAUCGGCGUUUGUGGAUGCUUUCGUCGCCGUUGGGCGCUUCUUUUACUUGCCAAACGUCUUGUUUGUUUGGCUGGAAUGGGCCAUUACGAAAUGGCAGGCGGAUCGAGAAACUGAUGACAGCAUGACACUGGUCGACAAGUUUGUCAGCAACCUCGUCGCAAACACAACACCGAAGUCUCUGACCUAUCCAGGUCGGCUCCUUGCUGUCGGAAUCAGUGAUUCGGAAGUCAAAGCUCAGUGUAAAGAUCUUGUGUUUGCGGGCACAGACUCGACCGGAAUGAAUCUUGCAACAAUUAUGAGGAGUCUAGCUGUGUACCCUGAUAAGUAUGAGAGGCUAAAGAAAGAAGUGGAUGAGAAUAUCGCACGCGGUUCGGAUGCGCAAGAAGUGCAAGCUCUACCCUACUUGAAUGCUGUUGUUAAGGAAGCCUUGCGGAUCAGUAUGGCCAACCCCACCCGUCUGCCCCACGUCGUGCCCGCUGGGGGAUGGACGUUCAAGGAGUUCUGUUUUCCUGCCACGUCGAUCGUAGGAUGCUCGGGCUACGAAUUGCACUUCAACGCCAAGAUCUUCCCGGACCCAACUGCGUUUGUCCCCGAGAGGUGGCUUGAACCCACGGAAGAAAUGUCAAAGUACUGGUUCGCUUUUGGAGCAGGCAGUCGAGCAUGUAUAGCUAGGAACCUGGCAACGCUAGAGCUGCAGUUUGCGACGGAGAGAUUGGCGAGAAGUGGUGUGCUGGACGGCGCGAAGGCUGUGCAAGACAAAGUUGAGAUAUACGAGUGGUUCAACUCGAAGGUCAAAGGCGAAAAGAUAGAACUGAUGUGGGGUUAG
Parastagonospora nodorum SN15 is the source of this 1455-nucleotide messenger RNA. RefSeq lists its product as hypothetical. The coding region runs from base 1 to 1455 and encodes 484 amino acids. Gene Ontology annotation, molecular function: heme binding; monooxygenase activity; oxidoreductase activity, acting on paired donors, with incorporation or reduction of molecular oxygen. Lineage: Eukaryota; Fungi; Ascomycota; Dothideomycetes; Pleosporales; Phaeosphaeriaceae. The transcript has a single exon. The record is from RefSeq and is a predicted model, not a curated record.